Molecule: messenger RNA, 393 nt
Organism: Camellia sinensis
Lineage: Eukaryota; Viridiplantae; Streptophyta; Magnoliopsida; Ericales; Theaceae
Source: RefSeq, a predicted model, not a curated record
AUGCAAGAUUAUGUAAGUGGGCAGGGCUUCUCUGAUGAAGAAAAUGUCGAUGUGGCUCAUCUAGCCUUAUUCUCUGAACAUGAUCCCUUGACAUAUGAGGAUGCAGUGAAGAGUAACAAAUGGAGACAAACCAUGGAUGCUGAAAUCGAAGCUAUUGUGAAAAAUGAUACAUGGGAACUCACCGAGCUGCCAUCUGGAGUAAAGACAAUUGGAGUAAAAUGGGUUUUUAAAACGAAACUCAAUGAACAUAGGGAAGUGGACAAAUACAAGGCUCGACUCGUUAUGAAAGGGUACAGUCAACAGUAUGGAGUGGAUUAUGCUGAGGUGUUUGCACCAGUAGCUCGUUUGGAUACCAUUCGAGUGGUUAUCUCACUUGCUGCCCAGAAAAGCUAG